This is a messenger RNA of Fopius arisanus, 2528 nucleotides long. RefSeq names its product sodium-independent sulfate anion transporter. The transcript has 6 exons. Bases 242 to 2146 code for a protein of 634 amino acids. NCBI's taxonomy places the organism in Eukaryota, Metazoa, Arthropoda, Insecta, Hymenoptera, Braconidae. Gene Ontology annotation, biological process: transmembrane transport. Gene Ontology annotation, molecular function: sulfate transmembrane transporter activity. The record is from RefSeq and is a predicted model, not a curated record. Gene Ontology annotation, cellular component: plasma membrane.
UGUGAACCCAGUGACUAGUGUUCGUGGAAUGUGACUUGACGUAGCCGGUGUCGGUGUCCUGUUCGUGGAUGGCAGAAUGUCAACUGCAUACCACAAACUGCAUCCAAAAACGGAAGAUUGAGGACACUGUCUGGACUGUCUCCCAGCCCUGACAAAAGGCAAAUUGAGGUGGUGGAUAAAUAGGACACUGAGUGGAUGAACUGGAGAUACCGGAGAGACGUGACAAUUCGUUCAGUGAAUUAUGGCUAUCGUUCACAAACGUGAAAAUUGUGAGGAAAGUGCUACCGACAGGAUCAAGGAAUUCUUCUUCAAACGUCUGCCGAUACUCUCCUGGCUGCCCAGAUAUGACUCCGAGAAGGCAAUCAGCGAUGCCAUCGCUGGAAUUACUGUGGGACUUACUGUCAUGCCCCAGGGACUUGCUUAUGCCAUUCUAGCUGGACUCGAGCCGCAGUAUGGGUUGUACUCCGCAUUCAUGGGAGCAAUUGUUUACGUGGUUUUUGGGUCUUGCAAGGAUAUUACCAUUGGCCCAACAGCUCUCAUGGCCAUCAUGACACAUGAAUAUGUCCAGGGAAAAAGUCCAGACUUUGCAGUUCUUCUCGCCUUUCUCGCUGGUUGUCUCCAGCUCGUCAUGGCUUGUCUCCAUUUAGACGUUCUCAUCGACUUCAUUUCCAUCCCAGUGACUGUGGGUUUCACAUCAGCAACAUCAGUAAUUAUUGUAGCCUCUCAAUUGAAGGGAAUGCUGGGCCUAAAAAUCACGUCGUCAGGGUUCAUCGACACGAUCACCAAAGUCCUGAAGAAUAUCGGUGACACGAAUCCCUGGGACGCUGGUAUGAGCCUGUCCUGUAUAAUCUUUCUUCUAUCCCUGAGGAAGAUGAAGGACAUAAAAUUUGGAUCGCAGAGUGGAAAGCCCUCGAGGGACCGGCGAAUUCUGGCUAAAAUUAUUUGGCUGAUAUCAACAGCUAGGAAUGCCAUUGUCGUUGUCGUGUGCUCGACGAUAGCCUACAAGAUGAACUCGACGACUGGCUCGCCCUUCGUCUUGACAGGACCAGUGAGAUCUGGACUUCCACCUUUCAGUCUGCCCCCAUUCUCCACGACAACCAACGACAAACAGCUGAACUUCCUGGAGAUGUGCAGCGAGCUUGGCCCAGCAAUUUUUCUAGUACCAAUUAUCGGAGUACUGGGUAACGUGGCAAUUGCCAAAGCUUUUGCUAAUGGUGCCAGCGUUGAUGCAACUCAGGAACUACUCACCCUUGGGCUCUGCAAUGUCCUCGGAUCGUGUGCCAGGGCCAUGCCUGUCACUGGAUCCUUCAGCAGAUCUGCUGUCAAUCAUGCGAGUGGAGUCAAGACACCCAUGUCAGGACUCUACACUGGACUCCUCAUAAUUCUUGCACUCAGUCUUCUCACACCAUAUUUUUAUUUCAUUCCUAAAGCGUCGCUGGCGGCUGUUAUAAUAUGUGCAGUUAUCUACAUGAUUGAGUACGAAGUUGUGAAGCUCAUGUGGAAGUCGAGUAAGAAGGACCUGAUACCGAUGUUCGCCACUUUUUUUUUGUGUCUCGGAAUCGGUGUUGAGUAUGGUAUUCUGGUGGGUGUUGGAAUUAAUCUCAUGUUCCUCCUUUAUCCAUCAGCCAGGCCCACUAUUCACGUUGAAAAAUGUGUGACAGAGUCAGGAACAGAUUAUCUUUUGGUGACACCAGGAAAUAGUCUCUACUUCCCAGCUGUUGAUUUUAUUAAACAAUUUGUUGGUCAUGCUGGUGUUCGAGAGGGCUCGAGUCAAUUGCCAGUUGUGGUUGAUUGCAGAUACGUACUCGGUGCUGAUUUCACUGCUGCCAAGGGAAUUGCAGCGCUCAUUGAUGAGUUUAAUAUGAGGAAACAGGGACUUUAUUUCUUCAAUCCACGAUCAGAUGUUGUCGCUGUAUUACGAGGUGCUUGUGGUGAGGAUUUUCAACAUGUCGCCACACAGGAGGAGCUGUCGUAUCUUCUCUAUCGAAACCGAGACAAAUCGUCUCGGCCACUGUCUCUGAGGCGUGAUCUCUCCUCCGAGGCCCUGAUGAGUCCAGCUAUCGAAUUAACCCAUCGGCCAACCCACACUAAUUACCACGAAUUGAGUGAAGUAAAGAGAACUUUACUGCCAGCCACUGCCAGCUGAAAAGUCAACGUCAACGUCACUCCAUCCACCAGUCGUUGCAUUUUUUUCUACCGAGACUUAGAAAAUAGAUUUUAUGAAAUGAAUCUCACUGAAUCCGUCGAAAAACACAAAGAUAGAAAACGAAACAGACAUUACAUCUACAAAAACUAAAACAUUACCUGAACAGUAUUUUGAAGAGAUCGAGAUAAACAUUGAUCGAUAACAGAUAUAUCUCUUCAGCAGAUUUAGACCUUCUGUUUUGUUACAUGACAUUUAUUAUACGGGUCCAUGAGGAAUUGACUUUACAAAAAUAUUGAAAAAUAUAAAUAUAGAAAUAUAUGAGAGAAAACCUUGAAUGUUAUCAUUUCCUACUUAAAUAAAUCAACAAUAAGAGUUCAAUAAA